This is a messenger RNA of Micromonas pusilla CCMP1545, 1398 nucleotides long. RefSeq lists its product as uncharacterized. Bases 1 to 1398 code for a protein of 465 amino acids. Lineage: Eukaryota; Viridiplantae; Chlorophyta; Mamiellophyceae; Mamiellales; Mamiellaceae. The record is from RefSeq and is a predicted model, not a curated record. The transcript has a single exon.
AUGUCGUGCUUCACGCCCCGAGCAGUCCGCCUUCUCACGUUUUUUUCGGCAAUCUUGCUCCUGCUUUCGGUGGUUUCAAAAUCGCGAAAAAGGGCGCUGUCGAACUAUGUCGUCUCAAGAAAACGUGAUCCAGCACUCGCGAGUCGCGUAGACGCAAUCUUGGAGAGGUCGCGUCUUGUGCGCGAGACCAUGAGCGCUUCUGGAGGAAAUUUUUCGACUGUCGUGAAGACAACGGCGCGACGUUGUGAUACUUUGCUCUCGUCGUCGUCUAGAAAGAAAUUCAGCAAGUCUCAGGACAAAGAAGACCAGUUCCUCGAGGAUUCGUUUUUCAAAGGCGUUUGCGAAGGUACGUACGUGGAGCUUGGCGGCUUGGACGGCGUCAAGUUUUCGAACACACACAUGUUCCAUCACGGUCUACGUUGGCGCGGGGUUCUCAUAGAGCCGAGUCCGAGGAAUUUUGCUCGCUUGACAGAGAACAGACCGCGCGACGAACUGUACAACGCCGCCGUUUGCGCGCAACACUCUCAGGUGCACUUUAUCGAAGCUCUCAACUCUGUGAGCAACGGGGCUAGCAGCGGCGUGCUGGAGUUCAUGGCGCCAUCAUUCGUCGAACACUGGAAGGACAGACUGACGGCAACGGGUUCGACGCUGACGAAGAUAGAAUGCAUGCCGCUGAGUGAUAUAUUGCUAAAGAGCGAUGCGGGGCGAACACACGUUGACAUGUUAAGUCUCGACGUCGAGGGUGCCGAGCUCGAAGUGUUGAGGACCCUCGAUUUCGACAAGCAUCAGUUCGGCGUGAUCUUCUACGAGGCUGACGAGCACGACCCUGUAAAAUACGCUUCUUACCUUGGCCCCGACGCGUUACCCAAAGGUGUGACGCUAGGGUCGAUCGUAACGAAGUCAAGACCCGAAGCUCCGAGGUCGUGCGUCGAAGCUGUACAGUACGCGAAUUUCCGCUGGUACGACUUGGGCGGCUCCGGGUCGAGUUCGAAAAACGGUGUGUACACCGAGGAGGUUCUUUCACAACUGCGAUACCGGCAAGACGUCGACAUCGCUCGGCGCGAGUACGAGACGCGACAUCGCGUGACGUUCGAAUGGAUUGUAAAUCCCCGCCCGGAUAACGUUUUUGUGAAUCCAAUACCAAUUUUAAGCGAAGUAAACUCUGCGAAGUUGUACGUGCCGAGUUGGGGACACGGAUACGACUCGCGUAGUUUAAGCGAAGACAAACGGCGAGUGGGUAUCAACGACCGAUUCUCGUUUGGUGGUCGCGAGGUGAUGGGGAAGUACAACGAGUUAUACGGAGUUUUGUGCGGCGGCAGUGGAGCAGGAGGGAAGAAGCUUAGUAUCCGAGCACGAGAAGCCCUCGACGCCGUGAUCACUAGAGACAGUUUACGAUGA